UACGCUGUUCCGGGUUUCUUUAUAUACCGCAGCGGUUGCCUCCAUUUUUCCCUCUUCAAACCAAUCCCCAGUUUCGUAUUCACACUAAUUUCUAAUUUUCCCCAAAUUAACUAAACAGAGGAGAUUCUGUGAAAUGGGAGAGAAGGUAGCGGCUCCGGAGAAGAAGGCGGCGGAAGGCGGCGGAAGGAAGGAGGAAGCCGGGCCGAUCGAGGUUCUGUUGAAGCUUGACUUGCAUUGCGAAGGUUGCGCGAAAAAGGUCAAACGAGCCGUUAGCCAUUUCGAAGGUGUUGAGAAAGUGAAGACUGACUGUGAGGCUAAGAAGUUGACCGUCUCCGGCAAUGUUGACCCGGCGGCACUGCGCGAGAGGGUUGAGUACAAGACCAAAAAGAAGGUUGAGCUAAUCUCUCCUCAGCCAAAAAAGCCCGCCGCUGCUGAUAAGAAGGCCGACGAGAAGAAGGCAGAGGAGAAGAAAGGAGAUGAAAAGAAAUCUAAAGAGCUUGCGGUUAGUACAGUGGUGGUGAAAGUCAGGCUGCACUGCGACGGGUGCGCGCAUAAGAUGAAGCGAGUCAUAACGAAGCACAUUGAUGGGGUGCACUCGGUAAAAACUGACCUAGCAAAGGACCUGGUCACGGUAACUGGGACGAUGAACGAGAAGGAACUCACAUCAUACUUGAAAGAAAAACUCAAUCGAGGUGUAGAAAUCGUUCCUCCUCCAAAGAAAGACGACGCCAGUGGUGACAAGAAAGGAAAAGAAGCCGGAGGAGACAAAAAGGAGGGCGGCAGCGACAAGAAGGGAGCAGAGUCGAAGGCAGGGGACGAAAGCAAAGACACUAAGGUAGAAGUGAACAAGAUGGAGUAUCGUGGUUCGAAUUUACAAACGCACUACGCCAUGCCUAUCUACAAUCAAAAUUAUUACAAUCAAGAUUAUGGCCUCCCAGUUAACCACUAUCAAGAUUACCCACCUAGCCAGGGCUACGGUAACACGGGCUACGUCGUGCAAUAUGCUCAGGGACCUCCACCUCCACCGCCAACGUACAUGAACGAUCAAAUGUUCAGCGACGAAAAUCCGAAUGGAUGCUCCAUGAUGUGAACGUGAAGAUGACACUCCAUGAUAACGUAUAUAUGAGAACAAAUUAAUUAGAAAAAAAAUACUCCAUAUUGUUACGGUAUAGUAGAUGAAUGCAGACCCGGGCGGUUGCCGGUGUUUGGGAGGUUGAUUUAUUGUUUAAAUGUUGCUAUCGAUCAGUUGUUAGUUAAGUAAAAUAAAUUCAAAUUUUGCUUCGCUAAUGAUGUUUUUUUAGCUUAUCUUCGGACUGAUUAUUUUGUUCAAUUAAUAGUGUGAUGUGAGCCUUCCUCAGCA
This is a messenger RNA of Salvia hispanica, 1360 nucleotides long. RefSeq names its product heavy metal-associated isoprenylated plant protein 6-like. NCBI's taxonomy places the organism in Eukaryota, Viridiplantae, Streptophyta, Magnoliopsida, Lamiales, Lamiaceae. Gene Ontology annotation, molecular function: metal ion binding. The record is from RefSeq and is a predicted model, not a curated record.